Ogataea philodendri is the source of this 1329-nucleotide messenger RNA. RefSeq lists its product as uncharacterized. Gene Ontology annotation, molecular function: proteasome-activating activity; ATP hydrolysis activity; ATP binding. The transcript has a single exon. Gene Ontology annotation, cellular component: proteasome regulatory particle, base subcomplex. Gene Ontology annotation, biological process: proteasome-mediated ubiquitin-dependent protein catabolic process. The record is from RefSeq and is a predicted model, not a curated record. Bases 1 to 1329 code for a protein of 442 amino acids. Lineage: Eukaryota; Fungi; Ascomycota; Pichiomycetes; Pichiales; Pichiaceae.
AUGGCGGCCAAAGAGGAUUGGGAAAAGUAUAAGAAGCCUGUCGAUGACGCCGACGAGGAAACAAAAGAGGAGAAGAUCACUCCAUUGAGUGAGGGCGAUAUCCAAGUUCUGAAGACCUACGGAGCAGCUCCAUACAGCCAGUCGAUCCGCGACAUUGAGAAAGACCUGAAAGAAUUGGAAGGCCGUAUCAAGGAGAAAAUUGGAAUUGAGGAGUCCGAUACCGGUCUCUCGAGUCCAAACUUGUGGGAUGUGGCCGCUGACCGGAAGAGAAUGAGCGAAGAACAACCAUUGCAAGUGGCACGGUGUACCAAGAUGAUUGAGCCUUCCGCAGAAGAAGAGGCCGACGCAAAAACGAAAUACGUGAUAAAUAUCAAACAAAUUGCCAAGUUUGUUGUUGGAUUGGGUGAAAGAGUGUCUCCGACCGACAUUGAAGAAGGAAUGAGAGUUGGUGUGGACAGAACAAAGUACGAGAUCCAGCUGCCUCUUCCACCAAGAAUCGAUCCUAGUGUGACGAUGAUGACUGUUGAAGAGAAGCCAGAUGUGACAUACAGCGAUGUCGGUGGCUGUAAGGAACAGAUCGAGAAACUGAGAGAAGUUGUUGAGUUACCUUUGUUGUCGCCAGAGAGAUUUGUCAAGUUGGGAAUUGACCCUCCAAAAGGUAUUUUGUUGUACGGUCCGCCAGGAACAGGUAAAACUUUAUGUGCACGUGCCGUGGCCAACAGAACAGACGCUACAUUCAUCAGAGUCAUUGGUUCGGAGCUUGUUCAGAAAUACGUCGGAGAAGGUGCAAGAAUGGUGAGAGAGCUUUUCGAGAUGGCGAGAACGAAAAAGGCAUGCAUCAUUUUCUUUGACGAAGUCGACGCUAUCGGAGGUGCAAGAUUCGAUGACGGUGCUGGAGGAGACAACGAGGUGCAAAGAACCAUGUUGGAAUUGAUUACCCAAUUGGACGGUUUCGACCCUAGAGGAAACAUCAAGGUGAUGUUUGCCACAAACAGACCAAACACAUUAGACCCUGCAUUGCUUAGACCUGGAAGAAUCGACAGAAAAGUGGAAUUCUCGCUACCUGACCUUGAAGGUCGUGCCAAUAUCUUCCGGAUUCACUCCAAGUCCAUGUCAUGCGAACGCGACAUACGUUGGGAGCUGAUUUCUAGACUGUGUCCAAAUGCCACUGGAGCAGAGCUCCGGUCGGUGUGUACAGAGGCCGGUAUGUUUGCGAUCCGGUCGAGAAGAAAGGUUGCUACAGAGAAGGAUUUCUUACAGGCUGUCGAGAAGGUUAUCAAGGGAAACAUGAAGUUCAGCUCAACAUCGAGAUACAUGCAAUACAAUUAA